Messenger RNA from Mugil cephalus (flathead mullet), 2802 nucleotides. It is a transcript of the gene ndufaf4, whose product is annotated as NADH:ubiquinone oxidoreductase complex assembly factor 4. Gene Ontology annotation, cellular component: mitochondrion. NCBI's taxonomy places the organism in Eukaryota, Metazoa, Chordata, Actinopteri, Mugiliformes, Mugilidae. The coding region runs from base 86 to 628 and encodes 180 amino acids. The record is from RefSeq and is a predicted model, not a curated record. Gene Ontology annotation, biological process: mitochondrial respiratory chain complex I assembly. The transcript is spliced from 3 exons.
UUUCCUAUCGUGAAAAGAAGCUUCUCGCUCGCCGUCGCCAGUUUGAAGGAACUUUAUUGAUAACUGUGAUCCUAGCUUGUUCGCCAUGGGUGCACGGAUUACGCGUGUGUUCCGAAACUUUAAUCUAGAAAACAGGGUGCAACGAGAAAUCUCCAAGGGGAAGCCCAACGUGGCUCCCCGCCACGCGGUCCAGCUGCCGCCGACGGUCAGCGCCUCCGAGGUGGAGGAGUUGGUGAAGCAGAAGAACGACCCGCUGCUGUCCCAUCUCAGGAACGUGUACGUGGAGUCCACAGAUCCAGUAGCAGCUGAAGCAGAGCCAUCGAAGAGAGUGGCCGUGGGGAAAGAAGUGGAGCGGCGCCCCCUCAGGUUCAGUGUGCCGGCCAGCCCGUUAGGCCUGGUGGAUCUCACAGAUGUUCCCAAAGGCAAACUGACCAUCGCUGAGGCCCUGAAGGCCUUGGGAAGUCACCAGCACCGACCCCAGCAAUGGACGCCUGAAAAGAUUGCACAGGAAUAUUCUCUGGACUUGAAAGACACAAAGGCUCUCCUAGAGUUCUUCAUCCCCUUCCAGGUUGAGGUCAUACCCCCCAAAACUACAACUGCCAAGCAGAUAAAGGCUUCUUAUGACUAGAAUCGUUAAUGGCAGCCAAAUGAGGAAAACUGUACUUGAUUUAUUUGUGUUUAGUAUAUUAUAUUGGGAGAGAAACCUGAAACUGCUGACAGAAGCAGGGAGUGAGUAUUUAUGGCUCGAUGGAAUAGGGACAUUUUCGAGGUUGAUAUUUUGAUACAAACUAAGGAAAACAAAUCAAUAACAGACAUUUAAUCUUGUAAUGCAGCACUGGUUAUCUGUAAUCCUUUUGGAGAAUGGUCACUAUGCGCUCAUUUCCACUUCAUUAGGUACACUUACUAUAACAGCAAUCCAUUAAAUCCCCUUAUAUGACAUGUUUAAUGUUCACUUAAUAAUAAAACGGCAUCAGAAAGGUAGUGAUUCAACUCCAAAAUGGUCUCCAAAAUGAAAAGACGGUUGAAUCAAAAGUUCUUUCAGUUAUACCAGAACGAAUGAAUACCAGAACCUCCAUGAAGCUAAGAUUUAGCAUUAGUUUUCACUAGUGUACCUGUUGAACUGGCAGGUCGGUGUAAUUUAAAUCCUUUCUUCCAUGGAGGAGAUCCUCUGAUGGUUGAACACAAAGCUGGAGUCAGGAUGGGGUUACAGCCGAGCUCAGGAAAAUGAUUUACUGAUUUGUCCCUCAUUGACGUUGCCAGGCUGUCCUAUGUUGAAAGGCCGUGGGCACAAUCAAGAUAACGAAAAUACGUUUUAAAUACAAAGACCCACUGACACAUUAUCCAAUAACGUAGCCGCACACAGAUCACAGGUGGAAAUGGGACACGAGUCUUUGUGUUAAGCUAUUACAUAACUUCUGCCUCCAUGACUGCAAUCACUAGAGAGAAAUAAAUGAAUGCAUUUUCUGAAGUACUGCAAUAUUUAGAAGCAAAACACUUGAGCGUGUCCAUUUUAUGCCACUUUAUGCUUCUACUCCACUAUCUUUACCCUUAACAAGAAUGGUAGUCUAAUUCGUCUGAGUCCAUUAAUUGAAUAAUACUUCAUGAGUACUUUUAACAGCUUUAAGUAAAAUUUGCUGAUACUACUCGUGGACCCUAUUGCAAUGCUGAAGGCAGGAGUGUGCUUUUACACACAAAUAUAGUAAUCAUACCUAACACACAGGAAAGAGAUCAGUAUUGACUUUCUCAUCUCACUCUGGCAAGGAAGCAAACAGCAGUUUGUUCCCAAUGUGGCAGCGGGAAUAAGAAUGGCAACAUCUAGCCAUUUAUUUCUACAUGUGUACAUGAUGCUUAUGAGAUGUGUGUAAAGAGCAAAAAAAAAAAAAAAAAUAAAAAAUACCAACACUGCAUAGCUUUGAUACUAUGAUUCACCAUGGCAACGGGUACAUAAAGAGUAGAGUCUCUAUUUUAAUCCAGUACAGACCGUGAUAUUUAUUAAAAACAGCAGUGGAGAACGGCGGCAAUAAGUAACACAUGUGCUGCUGGAAAUUGUAUUCAGUUUUAAAAUGUCUUUAUUCAGCCGUAACCUGACCCACGGUCGUAUGAUUAUAAAGUCCAACUUAGUAUUAAAGAUGUUGUUGAUGCGCAGGUGAAAAUGUGUCAGUGCAAACAGACUCUGUGUUUCAUUUAUAUAUGUGUGUGUCUAUAUAUAUAUAUAUAUAUAUAUAAACAAACCUUCCUCAACUGCAUUGAAUUACAAUUUAUUUCAACAUGACCUUCUGCUACACAUUAAGACUAUAUGUUAGAAAAAACAUUUUGAAAUCUUGGUGCAAAAAAAUUAUGUGUAAGUCAGUGAUGGUGCAAUUCAUACACGAUCACUUUUGACUUUUAGUUUUCUAAAUUAAGGACCCCUCCAAUCUAUGUACAAUAUCCUUCCGGUAUCACAGUCAGGAUGCUGUUAUUAAAAUGAAAAACCUGGGUAGACAACCACUUCCUAGCUCACAUAAAUGUUCAUUUGACAGGAAUGGAGAGGCAUAAAUUAAAUCUUAAAUCUCUAUCUUAGAUAGUUAAGCCUGGGACUAAAGCACUGAACAUUUAUCAGUUUUUGUCAAUGUGAACAUAGUUUUACCAAGUGUCAAGAUAGUAGGCGGCCACGUUAGUGUGCCGUUUUAAUGCGUACAUUCGAAGGAAGCAAGGUGUCUAAACAAUAUUAUGUGUGAGAAUGGGAAUGAUCUUGCUGCAUCAGCUGCUGCAUAUACGCACACUUUUUAAUGAAAAUAAAUAAUACAAUUCUUUUCAACCUUA